UUACCUAGAGUAUUAUACCUUUGCUGUCAUUUGCAUUGAAAACAGGAACCGAGGAUCGAUUUCCAAAACAAACUCAUUCCAGCUAUAAAAAGCAUGUUUCACCUCCUUCACUUCCUACAUCACUUCCCACAUCAGUGUUUUACACGCACAACGUAUGCCACCUCUGAAGUGUGAUUUACUUUUCAGUAAUGACCCUGGCAGAAAGAUGGUUGCAACAGGCCUGACUUGUUUCCUCAUCGCUUCAUUGAUUUACUAUGUAAUGUCUGCUUGUCAUUCACCCACUGCAGGUAACAUCACUGCACAGGUGACGAACCUCUCCUCUGUAAUCGGCUGUGUCACUGAUGUAAAUGUCACCUGUGAAACGAACCUGUCUCUGAACCUGAUCUAUGGCUUUGAGUGGCAGAAGGACCAGAAUAAUAUAGACAGCAACAAGCAGAACAUUUUGGUUCAGAUAAAAAAAAAUGUGACACUCACCUGUACUGUUCUGAGUUCAUGUGGAAACGUCACCUCUUCAUCUUACAACAUAACAAGAAGUUGCACUGAAGAUAACAUCACCACCGUUCUGCUGAUCUGUGGAGCAGGAGCUAUUAUCGUCAUCUUCAUGUUUGCCAUCACCAUGAAGAUUAUGCUGAAGCGAGGAGAAGCUCAAAGGCAGGCCAGGAGGCAACAGAGACAGGCGAUGCAGGGCAAUGACAGCACUGCGACCGUCACAAGCUACUGGUGAGAGAGACAGAGAGUGUGUGAAUGGCAUUAUUUAAUUUGUUACAGAACAGCAUGUGAGGCCAAGAUAUAGUCAUUUUUCCUCUGUGGACACUCUUUUUCUGUUGAUCUGUUUUUCUUUGAAAAUAAUUUCUAAUUUUGCUUUACUUAAUGGCAAAUCCUGAUGUUAUGGAUUUAUUUGUUUUUAAUUAAUUUUUUUUCAUUUAAUUUUCAUUUUCAUUUAAUUAACAAAUUUUUAAAAAUGUAACAACUAACUAAUGAAUUGCUUAACUAUUAAUUAUUAUUAAUAAUAAUUAAUAAUUAAGUGCUGAGGUGCAGUUUACAUGGAUCAAAAAUAAUAUCUUUGUACACAAAGUGUAUAUAUAAUAUAUAUUUUACUAAUUAUAUAUUAAAAUAAUUAUAUAAUACGUAGAACAGUUAUGUAAAUAAGUAUGUAAUUCUGUGGCAUUAUGAUAUUCUACGCAAUGUUAUUAAUCAAGAAUGAUAUCACGACACAUUUAUAUAAAUACUAUUAACAGUCAUUUGACUCGUUUAAAAUGUCGUUCAGUAUAUGUGGUAACUGUAAAUGCAUACUUGGGUAUUAUAUUGCAUACUUGGGAAAUAUUUUUUUUAUUUUUGAAAUAUCUUUUUAUUUUAUUAAUUAAAUAUUAUUGCAAUUAUAAUUUGUUUGUUUUCAGCAUAUACAUUUUUUGUUAUCCUUUUUAUAACUUUGACUCAAUUUAAGUAUAUUGUUAUCGAUAACUGAUUUUAUACUACACUGUAAAACGGGAUAAUUUCAUUUAACUCAAAAAAUUU
Ictalurus punctatus (channel catfish) is the source of this 1515-nucleotide messenger RNA. RefSeq lists its product as uncharacterized. The coding region runs from base 155 to 724 and encodes 189 amino acids. Lineage: Eukaryota; Metazoa; Chordata; Actinopteri; Siluriformes; Ictaluridae. The record is from RefSeq and is a predicted model, not a curated record. The transcript is spliced from 6 exons.